This is a messenger RNA of Tremella mesenterica DSM 1558, 746 nucleotides long. RefSeq lists its product as uncharacterized. Gene Ontology annotation, cellular component: cytoplasm. The transcript has 6 exons. Gene Ontology annotation, biological process: intracellular protein transport; vesicle-mediated transport. Gene Ontology annotation, molecular function: GTPase activity; GTP binding. The coding region runs from base 1 to 549 and encodes 182 amino acids. The record is from RefSeq and is a predicted model, not a curated record. NCBI's taxonomy places the organism in Eukaryota, Fungi, Basidiomycota, Tremellomycetes, Tremellales, Tremellaceae.
AUGGGAGGAUCAGUAAGUAAAGCGUUGAGCAAGUUGUUUGGGAAUAGAGAAAUGAGGAUUUUGAUGCUUGGUCUUGAUGCUGCUGGCAAGACGACUAUCCUCUACAAGCUCAAACUCAAUCAAUCAGUUACCACAAUCCCCACUGUAGGAUUCAACGUCGAGACGGUCACAUAUAAAAAUGUCAAAUUCAACGUUUGGGAUGUAGGUGGUCAAGAUAAGAUCAGGCCUUUAUGGAGACAUUAUUACACAGGUACUCAGGGUCUCAUCUUCGUCAUUGAUUCCGCCGAUAGAGAACGGAUAGACGAAGCUCGACAAGAGUUGGAACGUAUUCUGGCAGAUAGAGAAAUGCGGGAAUGUCUUUUGAUGGUUUUUGCCAAUAAACAGGAUUUACCAGGUGCCAUGUCACCCGCGGAAGUUACAGAGAAGCUGGGGUUACACAAAAUGAGAGAUCGAUCGUGGUAUGUACAUCCUAGUUGCGCAACAACAGGCGAAGGAUUAUUCGAAGGGUUACAAUGGCUUUCUCAAAAUGUUAAAGGUACAAAAGCUUAAUCAUCCCUCAUACAUUUCCUCGUCUCGACUUUACACUAGGUACCAAAAAUAAAAUUGUUAAUAAUCUUUCCUUUGUUCUUCUGUCAUGAAGCGUCUUGUCUUAUAAAAUACUUGGUCAGCUUUUGAAUACCCUGUGGAGAGAUAUCCCCGCAUAUGUAUAUACCCAAUGAUGAAUGCAUGGUACGAAGUGCAUGGUG